GCUAUCAUUCCUUUCUUCUUCUCAGGUUGUCUCUCCGUGAAGUCAUUUUCAAGAGGAAAUAUGGUCACACAAGCAUAGACUCUCUAUCUCUUAGCCUCCCAGUGUUUAUAUUUUGAGAACAUGGCUUCCUCAGGAUCAACUUUCUCUCAAGAAGUUUUGACAUGUUUGAGGUUUUAUCAUUUUGUGACACACUGGGGGAAGGAAGUAGUUUAUAAAAUAUACAACAUGAGCUUUCUCCACGGACAAAACAAGAGUAUCCACGAGAUUCUCAUCGAAAACCAGGUUCCACUUGGAAAGAAAAGCCCUUUCAGUCCCCUGGAAAUCGACAAUAUAAGAAAUAAAACUCCAAAAGAUUUGGAUAUCACGGUCAUGAACAAAAUCUGCCAGUCUCUUUGGCAAAGAAGGGUGAAGGAUCCUGGUGACGAACUCAAAGGAUUAGUGAGGAAAAUAAAAAAUGAGAGGAACUUUGUUAGCCAUGAAGCCCCUAAUAUGUCAGGCACUGAUUUGGAAAGUAAACUCAGAGACUUUCAAGCAACGCUCGAGGUAACUCUUGAGAAAACUAAGUCUCUCUUUCCAUUCGAUGGUGCUGACAUUGACCAGCUCAAAGCAGAGAUCCAAUAUGCUCUUCCAAAGACCCUAGAAAAGAUCCGUGAGAAAUACAAUCCCUCAAAUCAACAGGAUUUACAAAGGCUUAAAGAAGAAAUAGAAGAGUUUGGAAGUGAGCUUUCUGAAAUGAUACAAAAAUCCUCUGAGCUAGAACUCCUGUCUCUUCAUGAACGCCUCUGUCAGAUUUUGCCUUACGACUGGCUCGCUCAGUAUGGGCUUACGGAUCCAUCUAACAUCAUGGUCUGUUUAAAAGUGGAGGAUGAUCAGGAGUUAAAUAAAAGUCUUAAUGACAAUAAAAGUACCAUUGUAAAUCAACAAGACAUCUUCAACAUGAAAGAUCCAAUGGGAAAAGACCCCGAAGUUGUGAUUAUAUCUGGUAAUGCAGGUUCUGGAAAGACCACAAUUCUUUGUUCCUAUGCAGAGGGAUGGUGCAAGAAGACAACUGAUAUUCCAGAACUCUCUUCCUUUUCUACUCUGCUCUAUAUGCAGUUCAGAAAUCAUGACUAUGACAACUUUGAUGACUUCCUCAAAAGUUUGAUUCCAAAGGCUGUUGCUCAAUUUCCUUUUGAUCUUGUCAAAUCAGUUGUCCUAGGUUCAAUGUGCUUGGUCUUAUGUGAUGGCUAUGAUGAGGCCAAUGAGAAUUCUAGAAAACUCUUCCUAAAUAUAUUAGCACUUAAUUCAAAUAAAAUGAAGUUUGUUGUCACAACACGUCCGGGUAAUACAGAGGGAUUAACAAAAAUUGUGAAUGAAAGAAAGCGUUCCAGAAUCAACCUCAAAGUUUCAGGUCUUCGGGAAGAGGAUAUGAAAUUGCUCACAGAAAAACUCAUUGGCCACCUGAUGAAAGAUAAUGUUACCCACCCACCAAGGAGGCAAAUGAAGAAAGAGGUGCUACAG
Molecule: messenger RNA, 1500 nt
Organism: Macrobrachium nipponense
Lineage: Eukaryota; Metazoa; Arthropoda; Malacostraca; Decapoda; Palaemonidae
Exons: 1
Source: RefSeq, a predicted model, not a curated record